Molecule: messenger RNA, 1230 nt
Organism: Somion occarium
Lineage: Eukaryota; Fungi; Basidiomycota; Agaricomycetes; Polyporales; Cerrenaceae
Source: the annotation of a GenBank genome assembly
UUUCCCUUUCCCCGCCCUUCCAUCCCCUACCAUUCGUACUCAACAUCUCGCUAGCCAUGGACGCCAUCGACGUUAAUUGGUGCUUGUACUGUGAAUGCCAUACCGAGGGUGGUGCUGCCUACUGUUCUCGGGAGUGCCUCAGUGCACACAACUCCUCUACUUCCUCUAUCUACGCUCAGCCUAUCCACCACUCGCACGCUCCUCAUCACCAUUACCGCACGACUGCACCUCAAUACAUCUCGGAGGCCGAGGAUGAUGAGCUUGAAGAGGAGCACGACGACGAUGACGCCAUUUUACAGUACCGCAAGGCUCACCUUCCUCCAUCCAAGGGUGAUUGGAUAGGCAGAGGUCUUUCAGGCAUCCAAGACUGGGCAAAGGACGUUGAGCCUGGCUUACCUGCUGAGCCUGAACCCAAGCCUCGUUCCAUUACCAGCGGUUUUCGUCCUCCAAAGAUCUUGCAUUCAUACCGACGACCUCUUCCCCCAACACUGUGCACAACCAAGACCGAGCCUGCCCCUCCACAACCGUCACGACCUAUUUUCACACCGCAGCAGUCACUUCCCUCCGCAUCCAGUCGUUCCGCUACCAACGCUUCUCUCACGUCCCUCACCACAGGCAUCUCUACCUCUAUCGCUACACCUGCUUCUGAGGACCCCGAAGAUCCCCCGUCUGCGGAGACUCACAGACCGAAUUUCAUCGGCACCCUCACUGCACACCUUCGUCCAUGGGCAACUUCGACUUCGAAAGACCCCAAGUCGACCAUUCGGUCCAAGACCGUCACCCGACGACGAGAACCUACCAUCGUGACUGUGGAUUCACGACCGCUACCAAUGGCUCAAGCAAGACGUCACCGAGCGUAUUCGCCGGUAUCUUUGUUCCCUGUUGACUUUCAUCCGCCCAACGAGAAGGUACGGGUGCAUCCGUUGAGGGAGAAGGUUGAGCAAUCGGCUUCACGACCAUCAGCAGAGGAGCAUGCGGCAUACCGGGCGCGAGGACGAAAAUUGGCACGCAUCGUUUCAUGAUUCUCGACACCGAUGCACACAUCCCAUCCCAUCUGACCAUAUGAGCUGCCGACUAUCACCAUCGUUUAUCUGUCGCCUUGUCUUCUAUCCUCUCUCAUCGCUCAAUAGAUGCUUUCGUUCGCCUCCUGCAUUCUGCCUUUCGUCGUCCACUUUCUUCGUUUAGCCCGAUAUCGAUACCGCCUACUGGAAUUCAAUCCAAAUUGCAUUG